UCUUCCUUUUCACUUUCCUCAAAACAGCAACGUCCUCCUUUAUAUAGGCCGCUUCUCUUCCGCAAAAAUAUCAAUCUCAACUAAAAUCAAAAUCUUUUAAAGUAUUCAUCAAUACAGAAACUCUCUGUUUCUCUUUCUGCUAUACUUCUUUGAUUCUUGCUUGAAAUCAAAAUGGAGUGCCGCCCAUUACAGAUCACUGUAAUCUCAGCCAAGGAUAUUAAAGAUGUCAAUGUGUUCUCCAAAAUGGAUGUUUAUGCCGAGGUUUCCAUUCGUGGAGAUCUUUACAAUUCCAAGCAGAAACAGAAAACCCAUGUCGAUAAAGAUUCUGGGACUAAUCCUAAAUGGAACUUUCCCAUGAAAUUCACUAUCCAUGAAACGUCGGCCCAAGCCAACCGCCUUACUCUCCAAUUCAAGCUUGUCUCUGAUCGGAGCUUAGGCGAUAGAGAAAUCGGUGAAGUCCAUGUCCCCAUCAAGGAGUUGCUGGAUAAGAAAUCCGGCGAUGGAAAAACAGAGCAAGAACAGAUUGUCAGCUAUAGCGUCAGGACACCAAAAGGAAAAAGCAAAGGUACUUUAAACUUCUCGUUUAAAUUUGGUGAAAAAUUCGAGGCUCCAUUACAUACGGAGAAGGCGAAGAAGGUAGAUGAUCCAGUUAUGGCAUAUCCGCCUGCGGGAUAUCCAGGUGCCGGAGCUAGUUCUGGUUAUCCAGCUCCAGGCGGAUAUGCACCACCUAAUAUGGCGCAGGGUCCGUAUCCUUAUCCUUACCCAGCACCAGGUGGUUACCCACCGCCUCCACAGCAUGCUUAUGGUGGGUAUCCUCCGGCUCCCGGGUAUGGGUAUUCAGGUUAUCCGCCGGCAGCUGGGUAUGGUGGAUAUCCCGGAAUGGUGCAGCAGGCGCCGCCGAAGAAAAGCAGUGGAGGGAAGAUGGCAUUGGGAUUGGGAGCAGGUUUGCUUGGUGGAUUGUUAGUUGGUGAUAUGAUAUCUGAUGUUGGAGAGAUGGCUUCCUAUGAUGCUGGAUACGAUGCUGGUUUUGAUGAUGGCUUCGAUUUCUGAUUUUUCUUUUUUCUUUCUCUUUUCUUCAAUUUUUUUAUUUAAUUUAAUGUUUUUGAAAGAAGAAGAAGAGAAAUUGCAGGAAUUUACUCAA
Messenger RNA from Jatropha curcas, 1141 nucleotides. Its product is annotated as C2 domain-containing protein. Lineage: Eukaryota; Viridiplantae; Streptophyta; Magnoliopsida; Malpighiales; Euphorbiaceae. Gene Ontology annotation, biological process: defense response. The record is from RefSeq and is a predicted model, not a curated record.